Messenger RNA from Zeugodacus cucurbitae (melon fly), 5712 nucleotides. RefSeq lists its product as uncharacterized. The coding region runs from base 216 to 4910 and encodes 1564 amino acids. Lineage: Eukaryota; Metazoa; Arthropoda; Insecta; Diptera; Tephritidae. The record is from RefSeq and is a predicted model, not a curated record. The transcript is spliced from 7 exons.
CUAAAGCAAAAUGUCAGUUUUUUUCUCAAUGGCAUAUUCUUUUGCUGCUAUAAAUUUCUUGCGUGAUAAGAAGUGAAAAAAAAAAAAUAAAAAAUUGCAAACUUAGUGAAGUUAGUGCAUUAAACAAUGAUAAUUAUAGAAAAACUAUAAUUACCGUCAUAUGUAGAAUAACAAAAGUGGUUGUAAUAUAAAAUUGUUUAGUGAACAAGUUAGAUAUGCAAGAAAGAAACGGCAUUUCAGAAAUCCAAAGUUCCGUUCAUCGCUUUAAGGGGUAUGCUGCAGAAUACAAAAAUUCCAAAGAAUUGCAACCAGAAAAUUAUAGUUCAAAAAAUUUACAACAAAUUGCGCCUUUGUUUCGGGAAAGGAAAUCCCAGGAUAGUAUAAACAUUUGUGUUAUAAGUGGUGAUGGAGACAUAAAGCAUUUUGAAAUAAGUGAUACAGAUAGUGAAUUGGCUGGAUUUGGAUCACAACAAAACUCAAGUAAAGACUGUUCCAAAAAACAAGACGAGUUAAAGAAAAGUUUGCCAAAUAUUUCGGUGAAAAAGGGAACAAUUGAGCUGAGGUGUUUGAACAUGACGGAAUGCGGUUAUCAACAAAGAGAACAAUCUUCGCUGAAAUCCAUUUAUGGUAGUGAAUCGAUUGAAUUAGAUACUGGACUAAAUCCUGCUGCCGUUAAACAUAGCAAUAUAAUGAAUGUAAAAAAAUUGGAUGAAAUUGCACAAAACCCUGUGGAUCAAAUUGUUGAAAUCUGCUCAAAAUCGACUACUAGUUCAGAGGCGAAUAGGAGGCAGCAAAUUAAUUCCAAGUAUCAGUUGCGUUUACGUUUAAAUCAACAAACUGUGAAUAAUAACAGCAAUAAAAACAAAUAUUCUACUGAAACCACCAGCGAUUUUCCCGUUAGUUCUCCUUCAAAUCCACGAAAUCGGAGUGCUCUUCAAAAGAACACAUUGUCCGGGGACAUUUUUGAACGUAAUCUUGCUUUAUUGACAACGCAAAAGCCCCAAAUGUCUUUGGAUGAAAAGAUUAACGCUUGGAAAUGUGAUAUAGAUUUCAGUGAGGUGGAAGAUGUGGAUAGUUUCGAUGCUCUUUUCAGAGAACAUGAGGAAUUGCAACAAAGAGUAAUAGAAGGCCAGAAAAAUAUGAAUGGGGCAUUCAACAGCGAACAUUAUGAUUUUAAAGUAUUUCGAAAUGAAAUUCUUCCUAGGAUGAAUUCUGCAACUACUUUCAAAGAAAAACCAGAUAAAACGAAAUCUUCUGGUGUUGUGACAUCAUCGGCACAACGUCGUAUACGAGCAGCUCUGGAAUUUGAUUCUAAAAAACGUCAACAACAAAAUUUGUUAAGAGGAAGAAAUGCCACACCCACAUUUACAUCGUCUUCUGAAAAUGAUUUACUUUUCAGCCUCUCUUCCCAACAAAAAUCCAACAUCGUACCAUCAAAACUACGACCUAGAAGUUCUGAACAUUGUAAUCAAGUUCUGAAUGGAAAGUCUUCAUGUAAUAUUUUAGAAACUAAUGAAGCCAUGCGUCGCCCUUCACAAAUAAUAAUUGGCGGAUAUCCAUCGAUGGUAACGCGUCGAUCUCGGCCAUCUGCUGAUGAGAAAUCGGUUUUUAAGUUACACCGCCUGAAUAGAGAAAUUGAUAAACUCAGUGGAAAGAGUGAAACAAAUUCUCGUGGUCUUAUUCAAAUGCGUUUGGAUUUUGCAAUACAAAAUAAAAGUCAACAACUGUACGAGCGAAGAAGUCAAUUGUUUAAAACGCCUACAUUGCCACAAAAAUGUCUGCCGCUGCCCACCAACACCAACACCCAGUUAUUGACGCCAAAUCCAACUGCCUUAAACGUAUCUUUGUUAAUGUCAAAGGAUACAAAUAGCUUUAAUCAUAAUAACACAGAGAAAAACAUAGAUUGUCCACUUCACCAAACCUAUGACAGUGAUUUACAAACACAAGUAAUGGCCCCUUCGCCACAUGAAGCGGAUCGGUCCUACUCUACACUUUCCCCCGCUUCGAAAACACUUCUAUCCGCCAGCACAUGCCAUCAACAACAAGAGUUUUGCAAUUACUUGGGAUUGACCGGCAUGUCUACGGCCAAUGCAGUAGCAAAUGCUGUGGCUGAAUUGGCCAAGUGUAAUUUAACAAGACGCUCUUUGCGUGUACGCCGCUUGAAGCAACAGGAGAAAAAUGAAAAUAACCAAAAAAUCAUAAAUCCAAAAGACAUUGCAUUGGGCGAUGAGUAUAUACAAAUAACAGUGGGCGAAAGAUUAAAUGCAGGCCAAGUGGUUGACAAAAAGGAAUCAAUUGCAAAUCUCACCGAGAUCGCAGCAAAUUUAUGUGAUAAGGAGUCUCAUCCUCCGGCGAAUCAGAAAAGCUCUUAUAACAUAGCAGAAGAGAAGGUACAUGAAGUGCAAAUCGAUUGCAAUGAAUACUGCGAAGCUCAUAAGGAAUCCAUAGAAGUGGAUACCGUGCCCAAACGCAAAACGCUACUACGCCAUUUAAAACAACAGAAUGCGACAAAUUCAAAUGGCACAUCAACAUGUCCGCGGUCGUCGGUUAGUGACGUUCUUUAUGACUAUGAGAUGAACAGCAAUCCCCCCACAGCAAAUGAAUCACAAAGAAACAACAGUAUACUAGACACUGAGUACAGACCGUCACCAACGCCAAACAGUGUAAGCUCAUCCUUUAAGCAUACCUUGAAUUCAAAUACCGUAGAACAUCAAAAUUGUAUUAAAAGGCAGUUACAUCAUAAGUUCAAAAAGUAUUUAGAAGCCUCGCGGAAAAGGAAGCCUAGUAUUUAUAUUGUAGAUACUUUACAUAACCCCGAACCGCGGCAGUGUUUCCAACAGGAAAACAAUCGUAUGGUGGACGUGGGAGUAGAAACUUCUUCUGCUGAAAAAAAUUUGGUAAAUACUCAACUUUCGAAUCACACAAAAAGUGUAAGCAUUGAAAAAAGCGUUAAUAAUAUCGAAACAAAUGUUAUUAAAUUAACGGAGACUCAGAAACCAGAAUCGUUAUUACUUUCAAAGCAAAAGAAAAAGGACCGCUUACGAAAGUUAUUGGCCGUCGCCACACCUUGGCAUAAAAUAAAAAAUCAUCGCCAGCUUCGAAGCCGUAAAAUUUUGUUGGUAAAAAGAAUAAAAACAGCAGCAAACAAAACUCCAAAGGCAGCAAAACCAAGUGUCAGUACUGAAAAACCUGAGCAUUGCAGUGUAACUUCAAAAUUCAGGAACGAUAUAUCUGAAACAAAGAGUCUCAAAUUGAGAAAAGUAAAAAAUCAAAAUUACAAAAAAAACUACAAACGACUUCAUAAAGGUAAAUUAACACACAGAGGCACACCAAAUACUGCGCUUUCGUCUCCUAUACAAAAGGACCAAACUACAUCAACAGGACGACGACGACGGAAAUCAAAGUCGCUUGCUAUGCUUUCAACAGUAGACUUGGCUACUAGCAGAAUGGAUAGCACAAAUAUAAAUCCCCAAAUAUGCAGCCUUGAUAAUGAAACAGUUGUUGUUUCAUCAACAACCAACAGUUAUGACGAGGCGACGUUACUUAAAUUAAAUAAAAUCGAUAGUCCUAAUCAAAUAUCUCACGAGCUUAAAUCGGUUCAAAAUGAUACUACCUAUGCUAUUAAAACCAAAGAUAGUAGUACCCAAUGUGUAGUGCCCUUAGGUAUUCAUUUUCUUAGUGCACCCAGCCAGCAAUUAAAAAAUCCUGUGAAAACUGUAAAUGGUCCAAUCGAUUAUAUAUACUAUGAAAUGGAUGUGCUUAUUGUGGUUCAAGAAAGGACCGUAAGCUUUUGGAAGUCUUUUAAACUCAUUAACGUCUUAGCUGGAUCACAGAAUUGCGAAAAAUAUUCCCAUCGAUUAAGUAAUGGAGACAUGUAUCAACCACCGUAUUUUUCACCUGCGAAAGAUGCCUCCCCUCAAUGGCUGCCUCUAGGGGAGUGUCGUCGCAUUUAUACCGAUAUGGAGAUUUCGACAUCAUAUGCAAAUCGAAUUUGCAUACACAACUCUAUACCCAUUUACGUUGAAAUGCGUUGCAGAGAGAUACCGCAUGAGAGACGUGAUUGCAAUCUCCUCUCAAUGUACAUUAAUAUAUAUUUUUUCAAUGAUGAAGAUAUGGUGGCUAAAAUGCACUCAAUUCAACUCGAUGCCGUACAGGGUUUGCCAGCUGAUGUCGUGUAUACCACAAUAACGGAUUCACGUUACUUUGUAAUGGCUUGGCCACAACAAAAUAUAUUGGGCAAACCACGUUCGGGUCUCUGCAAAUAUUCAUUAACACCAAAUCUAGAUACAUUGGCGAGCAUACGUGAUUUCAAGCAUAUUAGACAUUGUGUGCGUUAUCUAGAAUGUUCCACGGAUGAUAAACUACUCGGCUUCGGUGAUACACAACUAACCAUAUGGGAUCAUCGUAGUGGGGAUGUGCUAAUGAACUAUGACUUUAAUAUGAAAUUGGGUCAUAACUUAGGUUCUAUAUAUUAUCCGAGUUUGGAAAUCGGUCAAAACAGUGUGCUAUUGUUAUUUCAAUAUAAAAAAUGUAACAACGAGAAGGAAUAUGAUGCAACCGAAAUUAUACUUAUGGCUUGCAGUGUCUCGCACUCAACACCGUCACAUCGCGUACUGAGACGCCUAAAAACGCCUAACAUAGCUUUUGACACAUUAGAAAAUGCAAUAAACACCGGCGAUUAUAUUGUAAUAACUGCGAAAAAUGACGAAGAGAUUUGGAUAAAUAGUUCUGAUGCCACUACGAUAACCAGAGUACCCCCUCAAUAUACCAGACGUUUCUAUGCGAGGGGAAGAUCGCAAAUUAUUGAAUUGACAUCCAAAAGCCUUACAGUAGACUCGUUUUCAAGUCAUGUAAUAAAAUUGGCAGCGAAUCCAGCUGUUAUAGAAGCAAAGUGUAAUAACGAAGAGUAAAGUGGUGAUAUACAUAUGUAAAGUUUCGGAAACCUUUUUUAAGUUGCAGUAAGCUGAAUAUUUUGAUUUGUUUUUAUAGUUAACCCUUAGCCUUAAAAGCUAUUAAAAUUCGUUUCUAGUGAUUCAAAAGAAGUCAUAUCUUUCCGGAACCCCUUAAAUUUUUUUAGAAUAGCAUGAAUUCCGUAUACAAGUCAUGUAUAUAGUUCACACAAGUUAAGCAUAUGUGCGUAUUGCAUCUUUGCAGCAAAGCUGUUUUUAUAAGUGAAUUAAAUGUUACAGAAAAUCAUAAAAUGUGGAAAAAUUUGCGCAAUUAAUUAAAAUGUUUUAGUAUUUAAUACAAUAUUUUUUACUAAUUAUCAAAAGUUUCUUAACAAAGUAAAGAUACUUAAAAAUGCUGAGGUCCUUCCCUCUUAUAUUUUGGUUCAAACCUUUUUCUUACCUAUGUACAUAAAUUUAGCAAUUAUAUUUUAUUUAUUAAUAUAUUCAAUGAAUUUAUAAUACUUGUAACAUUUAAUCAUUCUCGAAAUGUCAAGAUGUAGAAAUUUGGUUAUUGAUUGACGGAAACUAAAUAAAAUUAUGAACUUAAAUUCGAAAUUUGAAUUCAUUUCUGAAGUAAAAAUUAAGUUUCCUCAUUAUUAAUUUAAACUCAUUAUUUCAUGGGUGUACAUACAAACAUAUCUGUGAAAAUAUACUAAAGCGCAGCUUAGUGCACAGGCUUAUUGUGAUGUUUCGAUUACGGUAAAAUAAAGAAAAUAUUGAAUUAUUUACUAUGUGCAGAAUUUGUACUAGUUAAUCGCUAAAA